CAAAGUUGUAAUGCUUCUUUCCUUAGAAGAGCCUAUAGAAUUGAACUUUUUCUGAUUGAGUAUCCUAUAGUCUCUUUGCUCUUGUUAUAUUAUUUGUAUCCUUAGUGGAGUUGGAGAUGGGCAUUGAAUAUGCUCCUCAUAUGUUCUAACUUCUCAUAGCAAUGCAUCUACACAAUGGCUGUUGCGUGGUUUCAACAUCCUAGGAACCUAUUCGAUGUCUUAAGAGAAGCAAUUUCUACCCAUCAUGUUCUUUCACUAUACCAGGGCCUGGGUACAAAAAACCUGCAAUCUUUCAUUGCACAGUUUGUCUACUUUUAUGGCUACAGCUACUUCAAAAGGCUAUAUUUGGAAAGAAGCGGUGCCAAAAGAAUAGGAACAAAAGCAAACUUAGUUAUUGCAGCUCUUGCUGGAGCUUGCACUGCCAUUGCAACACAGGUAAGCCAUUGAAAGGCCACACCUCCUUCAUUUUGGUAUUGAAUCAUCCCUCAUUACACAAUGUAAAAUCCAAAAUCUAAUAGGUGCCAAAACUACUGUUCUGGACAACUAUAUUUGUGAUUUUCUUUUUAUAAGUAACUAUAUUCCUAAUGUUAGUAUCCAUGUUUGCAGAAUAUUUCAAAUAUGAUGUUGGGAAAAUAGAAUAUGCUAUUGGAACCAAAAUUAAUUAUAUUUAGAAAAGUCUAUGUGAACCAAACAUUUCUCUUUAGAAAUAUAUAUAUAUAUAUAUAUGAAUUAAAUUUUCAUGUAAUGCUCCAUUUGGUUCUUUAAAGAUUGCAAAAAAAGGUAUGAUGAG
Messenger RNA from Juglans microcarpa x Juglans regia, 790 nucleotides. RefSeq names its product peroxisomal adenine nucleotide carrier 1-like. The transcript is spliced from 3 exons. Gene Ontology annotation, cellular component: peroxisomal membrane. Bases 175 to 447 code for a protein of 90 amino acids. NCBI's taxonomy places the organism in Eukaryota, Viridiplantae, Streptophyta, Magnoliopsida, Fagales, Juglandaceae. Gene Ontology annotation, molecular function: ATP transmembrane transporter activity; ADP transmembrane transporter activity. Gene Ontology annotation, biological process: ADP transport; peroxisome organization; ATP transport. The record is from RefSeq and is a predicted model, not a curated record.